AUGGCCGAAAGAAUCCAUCCGGUCAAUUUCAACUCGAGUGACGCAAAGAGUAAAUUGGUGCUCAGGAUGAAAUUCUCAAAAACCGAGGCGAAAAAAUUUGGGAAUAAUUUACAAGACAAAAUACUAUCGAAAGUUAAAACCGUGAAAAGCACAAAGGAACUGGUCCA
Molecule: messenger RNA, 167 nt
Organism: Acaulospora morrowiae
Lineage: Eukaryota; Fungi; Glomeromycota; Glomeromycetes; Diversisporales; Acaulosporaceae
Source: the annotation of a GenBank genome assembly